GGCUGAUGGCUUAGUUAAUGAAUAUUCAUGCUCUGUCCGCCCGGCGAGGCCUCACCCCGCGUGUCUGCUGUUUGGCUCAUCGGAACAGAAUGUGAGAUGCAGUGAUGUAACAUCAGCCACUCUUUCACCAGAAGAAAAAUCAUAGAUUCACAGAGCAGCACAUUGCACGGUCAUUUGGAUCCGGUUACAACUGCAGUGGAAGAACUUGACAAACAGGUUGUGGAAACGCCUUUUGAGCACGAAACCACCUGCAUACAUAAAAGGCACACCCGUCUUCCGUCAAACUAGAAAGAACGAGAAGGGCUAACACUCAACAAGAGGGAAACACAAGAACCCUGCCCAACUACCAGCACAACUCGCCUGAUUUACAAGACAGCCAAUCCCCUACGCAGCAUCACAGACAAGCAACCGCUUCUCUUAAGCCGAUCAACCCAGAAUUAAAGCAGGGCAUUCACAGAGGAGAAAAGCUGUCCGGGGAAUUUGAGAAAAAAACAACUCAGAUCUUCGCUUUUACUACUGUUGCUACACGGAAAAGAGAUUCGCCAAAAAUGAUGAUGCAGCAGUCAGAGACACCCAACCAGAAGAACUCUCUCUUCAACGCCAUGAACCGCUUCAUCGGCGCAGUCAACAACAUGGACCAGACCGUAAUGGUGCCCAGUCUGCUGCGGGACGUCCCGUUGGAUGAGGACAGGGAGCUGAGCUCCAUGAAAUCAGACCUGGACGAGGGUGACAUGUACAGCUACUACCAGCUGCUGAAGUCCAUCCGCACGAACAUCGAGUGGGGGGUCAGGUGCGCUGCAGCCGACGAGAGACGGAAAGAGAGCAUGAAAAUCACCCGUGUGAACUCGUCCACAUCCAUCUCUUCUUCAGCAUCGUCAUCAUCCGAGGAGGAAGACGAGGAGGGUGAGGAUUUGGAGAAGCAGUUCCAGUUCCACCUUACCGGACUCCAAGGGGUCCUGGGCAAGCUCACACUGCAGGCCAACUCUCUUACCAAGCGCUACAAGCAGGAGAUUGGUAUCGGAGGAUGGGGCCAGUAAGCCUGCAACACAUUUGGAACGGGAGGCAAAUGAUGUGGCUGUCUGAACUGAACUAUCAAUAUUCUCUAUUGCUGCUGCUGCUGCUGUCACUACUGAUGAAAUUGAAUGGCAAACAUGUGGAUGGUAGUGGAAGGAGCAGCUUUUUUUCUGUGUAUAGGCCUACAUGGUGUCGGUCUACUCUGUGGUAUUAACUGUAUGUGUUGAUCCUGAAGAAAGCAUCUGUGUACUUAACACCAAACUUCGGUUUUUGCACUCCAAAGUGUUGUACAUAUCAUGUAUUCAGUGAAACACAGGUGAAAUAUAUAUUUAAACUUUUAUUUAAUGUAUUUAUUACCUCACUCUGUAUGUUUGAGAGCCUAAUGUUAUUUCAAAGUUGGAGAAGUGGACCGCAUGAACUACAUUGUCUGAACCACCCCUCUGACGGGGAAUAUUGACAAAAGAUUUUGCUUUCUCUUUGUAAAGCUGAUGAUGUCAGUGUGUCCAGAUGGAUCUGUCUGUGUAUGACCACGCUACUUCUAGUCUGAUGUGUCUGUGUCUUUAAAUUGUGCUUAAAGGAAGAAGGCAGAUGCUUACUCAUAGCUGCCAGUGAUCUCCUUGUGUCCUACAUGGUCAAUGAACUGGAAUCAACUUAUAAUUCUUCUGCAUAAAGAAUAAUGAGAGGUUUUUUCCACGAGAUGCAUUGUUGUCAUUGUCAUUUAUUUGCUAUUGUAAAGGCAUUAUUGGAGAUGUCCAUCUGUCAAAACAAGCAAAUGCUUUUGUACGCAGCUUCUGCAACGUUUUUGUACUGUUUUUAAAAUAAACUUUUUUAUGAACUGA
This is a messenger RNA of Scomber japonicus (chub mackerel), 1853 nucleotides long. It is a transcript of the gene mid1ip1a, whose product is annotated as MID1 interacting protein 1a. The record is from RefSeq and is a predicted model, not a curated record. The transcript is spliced from 2 exons. Gene Ontology annotation, cellular component: cytosol. Gene Ontology annotation, biological process: regulation of lipid biosynthetic process. Bases 549 to 1037 code for a protein of 162 amino acids. Lineage: Eukaryota; Metazoa; Chordata; Actinopteri; Scombriformes; Scombridae.